GAACACCCGGGAGAUACUCGACGUCGUCUCAGAUCCGUGCUCCGUUAAGGUCAAGUUUAGAUUUCAGUCAGGCCGCACCACCGUAGCUGUCUACAAGACGCAGCCGCUGGAUAGUGUAAGGCUUGUAGGCUGCUUAUUUCGACCUCGGUAACAACAUUGAUUCGCUGCAAUAUCUGGUUAUGCAGACGCAUGGAUUGCGCGCUAUCCAACGGCAGCGAAAUCACCCUGUAUACCCAGCGCUUCGAGGUUUCACCAGGACUUGGACGCUUCGAGACGACCAACACAAAGAGCUGGGCGCUUGUCGAAACAUGAGCUGCCAAAUCUCGCCUUUUCUCGAAGACCUGAAACAAGACACUUCACAUGCUUCUACUGCCGCCAAUGGAGAACCGAUAGCCAACACUCGACGAUGCUGCCUGCCCGUUGGCGGUUGCGAGACAAUAGAAUCAGAUAUUUUGUUGAAGCGUCGAACAAUUGCACUCGCUCAAUGCCACGAUAGAAGCUUGUUCGUUGUUCCUAGUUGUCUUUGUUCUAUCUCUUCAACACUCUUUCAGGUUUAUUUUUCUUCUCCCUUCCUUCCUUUUCUUGCUUCUAGACUUUUGCACAACACGACAACACGCUGGACGUACAUCGACUUUCCUAUUAAUCGACUUCUACACUUCACACCUCAAAAGUUCAAGCGAAUACCUCGACUUCUACUCUUCAAGAUCUCCAACGACAGUCACUCUACAAGAUGCCUUUCAAACAGAGCUUUGAGAAACACCUCAACAAGGACCUUGAGUCUAAUCGCGACCGCGACUCGGCUCUCUACCCUCCACCUCUUCCACCAGCAGAUCUUGAAUUUCAAGCUCCUCCACCUCCACCUCCAGCUGCCUCUCAGGUCUUCACCAGCUAUCCCGAACGCAGAGGAGGCGUCUACAUUCCCACCGUGGUCUUUAUCCUCUUGAUCCUGGUCCUCCUCUUUGAAACCAGUAUGCUCUUCGUCUACACGGUUGUUGCUCUC
Aureobasidium subglaciale EXF-2481 is the source of this 1000-nucleotide messenger RNA. RefSeq lists its product as uncharacterized. The transcript is spliced from 2 exons. Bases 180 to 944 code for a protein of 254 amino acids. NCBI's taxonomy places the organism in Eukaryota, Fungi, Ascomycota, Dothideomycetes, Dothideales, Saccotheciaceae. The record is from RefSeq and is a predicted model, not a curated record.